AUGUACGGCGGCCGCGACAUUGGGCUUGGCCUCAUGAUGGUGGUGGUCUGGGCCCGCGGUGACCGCCGCACCCUUGGUCUUACCAUGCUAGCCUCGCUGCCGAUUGCCAUUGUCGACGGCUUCGUGAGCCGGGACCAGAUCGGCGGCGGCGAGUGGGGCCAUUGGGUGUUUGUCGGCGUUGGGGCCGGCUUGGCGGCCGGAUUAUUGGAGUGGUUCUAA
Messenger RNA from Pestalotiopsis fici W106-1, 219 nucleotides. RefSeq lists its product as uncharacterized. NCBI's taxonomy places the organism in Eukaryota, Fungi, Ascomycota, Sordariomycetes, Amphisphaeriales, Sporocadaceae. The record is from RefSeq and is a predicted model, not a curated record. The coding region runs from base 1 to 219 and encodes 72 amino acids. The transcript has a single exon.